This is a messenger RNA of Solenopsis invicta (red fire ant), 1461 nucleotides long. RefSeq names its product peptidyl-prolyl cis-trans isomerase FKBP4. The transcript has 2 exons. The record is from RefSeq and is a predicted model, not a curated record. Gene Ontology annotation, molecular function: protein binding. The coding region runs from base 494 to 1381 and encodes 295 amino acids. Lineage: Eukaryota; Metazoa; Arthropoda; Insecta; Hymenoptera; Formicidae.
GUUCAGAUCCUGAGAGAGUGUUUUAAAAAUUCUUUUAGUUCUUAUACAAUAUCGAAAUAGAAUCUUGACAUUUCAAUUAGCUUUGAAUACAAUGAUUUUUAUAUAUACUCUAAUGUUUAUAAAAAACAUUUGUAUAGUUGUAAACGGAUCUACUGUUUAUUCGCGCCUCGUUCCCAUUGCAUUCGCGUAAAUUAUCGUCGAUACAGUGUGAUGAGAUGAAUCAAUCAGUCGCGUGAAAGAAAUUUAGGACAAAGGCAAUUUCAAAUUAAUUUCGUAUACGCGCGUUUAGUGCUCCCUUCGCCAGGUGUCGGGCGACCAUAGAACUAUACAAGUUCUAUGCGGGCGACAUGCUUGGACAUGCUUUCCGAGGUCUAACCUGUAUGUACAUGUAUAUUGACAUCGUAGUAUGUUAUAGCCUCUCCUGCGGCCUCUGAAAACCGACCUUUGAAAACUGUGUAUCAAAACAAAAAGAAUUGAUGAUCUACGAGUCAUCAUGCCUCAAUCGUGGGAAUCAGCGGACAAAAGCAUAAAAAAGAAUGUGCUAAAGUCUGGAGUGUUUAUCAAGAAACCAACGGAAUGCUCUACAUGUACUGUUAUUGUGGAGAAGAUAAAUGUUUCUGGAACAUCUGAAGCGGAUUUGAGAGAGAAAUAUCACACCACUAUUCUUGACGGCGAGCCAGAGAAGACUGUGAUCAUAGGAGAAGCUGGUUCAGAAAUUGAUGAAAAAAUUGAGAGAGUGAUUUGCAUGAUGAAUAUCAAUGAGAGGAGUCUCGUUACCAUUAUCAUGCCUCUAGAACAAUCAGACGAUUUUGUAGUUAGUAACAAAUCCAUAAUAGUUAAGUUUGAAAUCGUAUUGACUCACUGUAAACGGUACAAAUCAGUUUGGGAAUGGAGUGCCGAAGAAAAGUAUAAAGUGGCUUUGAGAUACAAAGAGAGAGGUACCGAAUUGUUUAAAAGCUCCCAAAUCAUAGAUGCAUUCCGCAAGUUCAGUAAAGCUUGCAAGCUUCUGAUAACAUUAGAGCCGAUAGUGGACUUGGAACUGGACACGCAGUUGGAGUGCAAUAUUAAUGAUUUAAGGCUUGCAUUGUAUAAUAACAUGGCCAUAUGCCAACUAAAGCAAAAGAAUUAUCAGCAUGUUGUUACACUGUGUAUCAAGGUGUUGAAUAAGGAUGAAAAUAAUGUUAAGGCCUUGUACAGGAGAGGAGUGGCACAUGGCAGUAUGGGAGACUACGAAAAAGCUAUUGCAGAUCUGAAAGCAGUGCUUACUUUAGAAUCUAGUAAUCAUUCAGCGAAAAAACAGUUUGACAUUUAUAAUACCAGGUUGCAAGCAUCAAUUCAGAGAAAUAAAGACAUGAUGAGAAGAAUGUUUAAGACUUACUAGUAAAUUUUAAGUACUUCAUAACUGUACAUAUACUUAAUUUUUUAAGAAAUAAAGUAUAUUUAUUUUGCAAAUGAAAAAAA